CUUUUUCCUGUUGUUUAAUCUGCUUGACAUAGGAUAGAAGACUCAGAAUGACAUAUGUGGACAAAACACCGAGGAAAUUGAAACAUCCAUUCAAAGAGACAAAAUCUGAUGACCCACCCUCGUACCAUGAUGCUGUUACAUUUCCUGACAAACUCUUUAAAAGUGAACGCCAUACAUUCACCUGUCUGAAGGCUAUAUUUGGUAUCAUCAGUGGAAUUUUGACUGGUGGAAUACUGUUUGUUCUGCUAGUGUUCAGUUUUGGUUUUGCCUUGGACAUAGCUGGCUAUAUAUCUAUUGGAGUGACAGCACUGGCAUGUCUAGGUCUAGCACUGUCUGUCCAUGUCCGCUGUAUAAUCGUACUGAUGAUUCCUAGUCUGUUUACUGGUAGAGGAAGGGUAGCCAUCCUGGCAGUUAUAUUUGGACUCCUGUUAUCAAGACCAAUCAAAAACAUCUCUAUAAAUACUUCAGAAGUGUCAAGAAGUAUGGCCUGUAGUACUGAACUCUUUCAUAAUCAGUCUUACUCUCUCAGACAACAGCUCCAGGUACCAAUAGAGCAGAUUAAAGAAGCCUUGGGUAAACAGGCUGAGGAUAUUAAGAAGUUAGGAACAGCAAUAGAGAAUGCCAUAGGACCAAUUUAUGAUGCUCUUGUUGCUGUUAAAAAUGGUGUCAAGUUAGUUAGUGGUGCAUUGGAUACAGCUUCACAGGAGUGUGAUAGAGUGAUGAACGGUGUGUAUUCAGACUGUGUAAGAGAUCUCAACAAAGCCUACAGUGCUUGUACUAACACACUUAAUGAUGUUAAGAAGUAUGUUCCAGGAUUUGAUUUAACAGCUAUCUGUAAAGUUCUAGAUAUAGAACAGGUUUGUGUUGUAGUCAAACCAUCUUUCCUAUGUUCACCAGUCAAAACACUUGAUAAUGCAGCCGAGAAACUUGCAGAAUCUGCUGUCAAUCUGGUCAAAGAAGUCAAUAAAUGGUUUCAAUUCAACAUCAUUAACCAGUCUCAGCUUGACAAGGUUUAUAAUGCUUCUAAAACAGCUAAAGAAUUGAUAGCUGAGGUUGAGGCGGCCCUGACCGAAAAGAAAAUCACAUUUACUUACAUCAUUGAGAUUAUGAGCAAACUCUUAGCUCUGUCGCUUCUGUUGCUCCUAACGCAAUCAUUUUUUUAUCUGAAAAAUUAUCUCGCCAAGGACGAAUUUGACAACAUUUACAUUACUACACAGUUUAAGGGUUAUGAUUCUGAAACACAAGAGAAAGGACAACGCGGUGUGUUACCUCUACAAAAGAAGGAAAAGAAACUAUACACAGAUAGCACCUCCUUGAGGAUGUCUCCAAAAGAGAAAAGUCAGAGUUUAAUUGGUAUUUCCCAGCUCCUACUACACAUGUUACUGAGUGCUCUGAUAGUGUUCCUUAAUUAUGUACUGUUCUAUAUACUGUACCUUGUAAACAGGUAUGGCCAGGUAAAUGUAGAGGUCACUGGACAAAGUAAAAUAAACCUAAAGGUCAAGGGAGGACAAAUGGCUGCCUUUAUAAACACUUUUAUAAAUAACAUUAACAUUCAAAACACAUAUGAAGCUAGUUAUAAUACAACUAUAUGCCUGCCAAAUCCAACAGCACCUGAUGCUACCGACAUUCCAGUUCUUUCUUCAGCAUACAUUGCUGCUCUACUCCUGGUUUUCAUGCAAGCCUACGGAGCAAGAUACAAUCGCAAGAUAUGUGCCUUCUACUACCCUGAACAGGAAAAGGAACGUACCAUGUUUCUGCAGAAGAAAAUUCUCUACAUCCGCAAGAGAAGAGACACUUUCAUUAAACAACAUGUUAACUCAUUAAAGAAACAAAAAAUUGCUGAACAAAGAAUGUCUGUAAAACAAGUAUUAUCCGCAAUAUGUCCUUGCUUAAAAGUGGAACAAACAGAUCUAAAAUUCUGUAUGAACUGUGGAGCUAACCAAGGAUCUAGUCAUACAUUACAAGAAUGUAAAAAAACAAACUGCACCGCAACUUACUGUUCCGAGUGUUUUAAUGAUUUUGGACGUACAUGUCCUAUCUGUAGAAAAUAACAGCACUGCUUUUAUAUUAUAUAUCUAAUAUUUUAUUUACUUUUAUAAAUUAAUAUUCAGUCAAGAAUACACACCAUGUCCAACAAGAUAUUUUGAAAAACCAUACUUAUCCAUCUAAUCUUUUGAACUUGUAUAUCAAGAAAUAGAGGACUAUAAAUAUUAUAUUUUCUU
Mytilus californianus (California mussel) is the source of this 2222-nucleotide messenger RNA. RefSeq names its product DC-STAMP domain-containing protein 2-like. The coding region runs from base 48 to 2051 and encodes 667 amino acids. The record is from RefSeq and is a predicted model, not a curated record. NCBI's taxonomy places the organism in Eukaryota, Metazoa, Mollusca, Bivalvia, Mytilida, Mytilidae. Gene Ontology annotation, cellular component: membrane. The transcript has 4 exons.